Messenger RNA from Syzygium oleosum, 1864 nucleotides. RefSeq lists its product as uncharacterized. Bases 718 to 1785 code for a protein of 355 amino acids. NCBI's taxonomy places the organism in Eukaryota, Viridiplantae, Streptophyta, Magnoliopsida, Myrtales, Myrtaceae. The record is from RefSeq and is a predicted model, not a curated record. The transcript has 3 exons.
UUGCAGAAUGGGUGCCUCGCGAAUGGGCCCUCCAAACAUUUCUCGACGUCCUAAAUUGUUCAAGCAGUCGCCGUCGUUCUUUAAGAGGACCACAUGCAUUCUUUAAUCAUAUGCAAUUAGAUGUUAAAUAGUCGCAAUUUGUACAUUUCGUAGCCGCUGACUUUGGACCAACAGAACUCCCUUGAUUGAGACCUUCAUGACGACUAUAUCUCUAGAAGCGAGCAGAAGUAAAAACAGCAGAAGUAAGAAAGUAGAAACGUUCCCGAAGCAAGCAAAGCUUUGGUCACAGAUUUGACUGCCAGCGGAUUUGACAUUGUGAAUUCGCUCAGGGACUCGACAACCGUGGAUCCCAGAACGAUUACACACAGUCAUUAUCUCAGUCGUUUGUGAACUUUAAAUCUCCGAGCUAUGUGGGGAAAGAAACAUGGAGAGAAGAAGGGAUUGAAUGUUAGAAUUGACGUACAAUCAGAUUGGCUCAGUACUCUGUUCAAUCUUCCUUGAUGUGGGACAUAACUUUCGUCACCGUCGGCGCUAUUCUCCUUGUCACUUCUCUUGUUUAUGCUUUUAUAAGUGCAUCACCAAUCGCAAUAAUCACUUUCCAUUACCACCUUCCACUUCGACUUCCAGAUUCAUACCAUUUAGACUUGGCAUCUUUCCUUUCGCACGCCACUCUCUCUCCUUUUCUUUUCUUUUCCCCUUGACAAAGCUAGGAGAAUCAUGGGAAGAAACAGUGAAGAAAGCGUUGUUCUUAAUGGAGAUUUGAAGGUCAUUGUAGAUGGUGAUGGUGAGCUCGAGGCAUCGCCAACAAGGCCGUCGAGUCAAAGCAGCAGUAGCAGACCGACUAGCAUGGUCAUCAAGAAAGUAAACAGUGUGAUUCCAGCUCACCUGGUCGCGGAAGCCAUAUCCACGCUGCGCGGGCUCGACCUGAGAUGGUCAGGCCCCAUCACCCCGAGCGAAAUGCAAUACGUCGAACAGUACAUCCUCACCAAAUAUCCCCAGUACUCGAACGGCCUCGUCGAGCCUCACGCCCUCGACGUGGACAGUCUCUCCGCCGCCGACGACCCCGACGCCGUCGCGGCCUCCGACGACAAGCGCAAGUCGCCGAGAAGGGAUUCCUCCUCUGCUUCGCCCUCCUUCAGUCGCAGCUUCUCCGAUCUCGACCGGACCCAGCUCGAGCCGUCCAGGCUCCUCGACAUCCUCACGAAGAAAUCGUCGCCGCAGGCGAACUUCAUCUCCAUCCCCGAGAUCCAAGCACGGAACCGAGCGCUCAGGCACUGCGGGCUGACGGAGGAAGAUUACCUCGUCCUGUUCGCGCCGAGCUACAGGGACGCGAUGGUGAUGAUCGGGGAGAGCUAUCCCUUCGCCCGGGGGAGCUACUACCUGACCAUCGUCGGCGAGGAGGACGACCCGAUCAGGGACUUCGCGGCGGCGAAGGAGGCGAAGGCGGUGCCGGCGCCGGCGACGUGGCUGGACCUCCGGAUCAGGGGGUCGCAGCUGAGCCAGUACUUCAGGAAGAAGUGCAAGCACGUGCCGAAGGGGCUGUUCGCGUACCCGGCGGCGGUGGACGGGACGAGGUACUCGAUGCACUGGAUAUCGGAGGCCCACCGGAACUCGUGGCACGUGCUGCUGGACGCGGCGGCGAUGGUGUUCGCCGACGACCACCACCUGGCGCUGGCGCUCCACCGGCCGGACUUCGUGGUGUGCACGCUCGAGAGCGUGCACGUGCAGCCGUCGAGGAUCACGUGCCUGCUGGUGAGGAAGAGGUCGUUCGAGACUUCGCUGUGAAUUAAUUUGACUGCUGGUGAAAGUAAACGAGGGACAAACAUAUUGUCUUUUUUUUUUCCCCAAAAACAAAUUAUAUAAA